UAAUAAAAAUUUGGAGGGGAUUUAAGAGUAAAGAAGCGCAUGCGCUCAGGCAGCGCGCGACCUUCGAGGAAACUGAAAUAUUAGAGCAAGUGUGUAGUCCGCGAUCGACAGUCGCCGUGUGAUACAACAUUUACAGUUUGAGUAAGUGUCACUUUUGUGACAGAACAUCGUGGACCAAUCGCUGAAAUCUUCCGUUAAUGUCAAACUCUCAACUAUGAAAAUUGAUUGAUUUUCCAUCGUUUGUUUGACUGACCGAGCCUUGAAAAAAAAAAUACUCGUGAGUGUGGCACGUGCAGUUGGUUACCUUGUGUCUUGUGUUGAAAAAAACCCAUAAGAGGAGUACCUCGACAAAAUGGAUUUUAAGUUCAAUGUGAAUAGACUCCUACCGAGAAAAAUAAACAAGGUCACGCAGAGCUUGAUACCGGAAGACUUCAGAGGCGAUCGACGUGAAUUAAAUGAAUACCAGAGGCAGUUAUCAAGGAUCUUGGACGAGAUGGGCGAGGCAUCAGCAAGAGCUCAGGGCCUCAGCAAACCGAUAACAAGUGCUAUGAAACUACGAGACACUGACCACAUCGUUUAUCUUCUCGUUGAUGCCGAGGGCAAUGGGGGGCUCGGAUGUGUCAUUGGUCUUCUGAAGACUGGCUCCAAGAAUCUCUUCAUGUUCGAUGAUGUUGGAGUUCAUUUCCAGUUACAACCGAGAUGCAUUCUUGACUUUUACAUUCAUGAAACGAGACAACGUAUGGGAUUGGGAAAGGUUCUCUACCAACACAUGCUGAUGGAGGAGCGUAUGAGGCCUGUGAAGCUGGCGAUUGAUCGUCCAUCCGAGAAAUUCCUGCAAUUCCUGCAUAAACAUUAUGGACUCGAGAAAAUUAUACCCCAGAACAAUAAAUUCGUCGUGUUUCAUGGCUUCUUCGACGAUGAGUUCCAAGACGUUAGGGGCAAUCGAUACAAUUUACAGUCACGAGGGUCUGUUGAGGGUUCAGUGUAUAACAACAAUGACAUUCGAAAGUCUCAGUCAGCUAGCAUUAAUGGGCACUCAACCCCCCAUUCAGCAGCCCCUCGAAGCUCCUAUGGACGUUACGCAGCCGCCAGGCCACAGUGUUCCAUGGCCAAUAUAAUUCAUAAUGCCCCAGUUUUUGGACAGACAACCGAACGAACUGGAAUAAAUUUUUGUAGUGAAAUAUCGUCAAACCCGGGUCCGAAAAUGGAACGUCCUCGUUCUCUGAGUUUGUACUCUGAGGAUGAGCAUAGGACUCGUCCCCAGGAGACGAGCAAUGCACCAACUCCUGCCGCGGAGUACGUGCCCCAGCCAACGCCCUUUACAUCAUUACGACCAAUACCAACGCCUGCUCCACCGCCUGUACCAGAACCAGAACGCCUACCCGAGCCCGAACCAGAGCCAGAACCAUCACCCAAACCCGAGCCUGCUCCCAAAGAGAUCGAACCUGUAAUUCCUGUUCACGUCGAGGAGAGACCAACGACGAGUGUAAAAGCAUCACCAUCUUGUGCACAAGAAGUUGGUGGCAAUCAGUCAGGACACUUGGAUCUCAAAUUUUAUCACUCACCUUUGUGGUAGAGACUAUGAAGCACUAAUUUCCACAUGUUUAGUAAAAUACCUUGAGAGUUUUUGAAUUUUAAUUAAUUUUGAAGGGAAUUCCGAUGGAAAUUUCAAUGUUUGUGAAAUUAUUGGAAUUUUUACGGGAGUUAUGGCAUUCGCUAAAACAUUGCCAGAAAUUCCGGGUCAACUUGCGAUGAUUUUUCUCCCCGUACCGCCAAUUCGAAGAUAAGAAUAUAAUUUGUAGAAUUUCUUCACUCAUAAUUUUUCAGUACAAAAUAUGCAAUUUGUAUAUUUAGUUCACGGUGUGAAUUUUACGCUCUUAUGUUCAACGACCACUUUGUAGUUUUCUGUUCGAUAAUAUUAAACAGAAGCAACAUGAUAGAGGUCAAAUAAUGACUAAUUAUUUGUAGAAAUCAUUGGCAACGCACAGCUACUUGCAUUGAUAUCGCUCUAAACUUACAUUAAAGAAUAUCAAAAAAUUAAAUAUGCUAUUCCUCGCCCCGUACUUAUUUGUACAUAGAAUAAACCGUAUGAAAUCGACUUAGAUUGGUAAUAAAACUUGCAAGGAUCCAUAAGCCCUAUGACUCAUUAAAUGGCAACUAUGUGAAUAACAACAAAAAAGUUAAACACAAAUCAAAAGUCAGAAAUGGGGAUAAACAUAUUCAAACUCAUAUUGAAAUAUUCACACUCUUGAUAUAACAUUUUACAGAAUAAAGACUCAGUUAAGCCGUCAACUCGUCUUAUUAUUUAUCACAAAAGGAAGACGUAGUAACUAUAACUAUAAUCAAGACGAUGAUCAUUUCUCGUCAAUUAUAAAAAUAUUUAAACAGACACAUUCUCUCAUACGUGGUAUUCACCCCCGUCAAGUUUUUCAUCAGUCAACCAAGACACGAGACCAAGGCAUGUAUCAGCUUCCAAGUACAUGACACCUAUCAAUAAACCAUUGAGUAACCCCAGAACGAUUCCUGCAAUUAUAUCAAGAAGGUGAUGUCUCCGCAUUAACAGUCUCGAGAUGCAAACGGAUAUCGUCCAAGCUAGCAGAGGAGGUAUGAAUACAAAGGACACUGGCCACAGAUUUAUGAAGAAAUAGGUGAUGAAUGUCGUUCUCGAGGCAUGUCCAGAUGGAAAGGAAUAUUUAUCGGGUCCCACAGCGAAGGGAUCGUCACUUUUCAUGGGCCUUCGUCUUCGUGUUACUGCCU
Messenger RNA from Diachasmimorpha longicaudata, 2757 nucleotides. RefSeq names its product alpha-tubulin N-acetyltransferase-like. The record is from RefSeq and is a predicted model, not a curated record. NCBI's taxonomy places the organism in Eukaryota, Metazoa, Arthropoda, Insecta, Hymenoptera, Braconidae. Gene Ontology annotation, cellular component: microtubule. The transcript is spliced from 9 exons. Gene Ontology annotation, molecular function: tubulin N-acetyltransferase activity. Bases 353 to 1576 code for a protein of 407 amino acids. Gene Ontology annotation, biological process: alpha-tubulin acetylation.